Molecule: messenger RNA, 765 nt
Organism: Colletotrichum fioriniae
Lineage: Eukaryota; Fungi; Ascomycota; Sordariomycetes; Glomerellales; Glomerellaceae
Source: RefSeq, a predicted model, not a curated record
AUGAGAUUCACCGCCCUUACUUCCGUUGCGAUUCUUGCAGCCACUGCUAUUGCUGCACCGGCCAUCCAGAGAGAGGAGAAACGGGCCUUCCUCACUGACGAGCUUGAUUCACGCGCGUUCGUCACCGAAGACAAGCGCGAGUUUGUGACUGAGCCAGAGAGACGCUCCUUCGUCACAGAGGACAAGCGCGGGUUCGUCACCGAAGAUGAAAUAGAGAAAAGAGGCUUUGUUACUGAGGAGAAGCGUGGAUUCGUCACGGAGCCUGAGAUGAACAAGCGCGGCUUCGUUACGGAGCCCGAAAAGAGGUCGUUUGUCACCGAGGACAAGCGCAGCUUCGUCACCGAACCCGAAAAGCGCGGGUUCGUUACUGAGGACAAGCGCAGUUUCGUCACUGAGCCAGAGAAGCGUAGCUUUGUCACUGAGCCCGAGAAGCGCGGCUUCGUCACCGAAGAGAAGAGGAGCUUCGUCACUGAGCCUGAGAAGAGAUCUUUUAUUACAGAGAAGCGCGGUUUUGUCACUGAGGAUAAGCGCGGCUUUGUUACGGAGCCCGAGAAGAGGGCCUUCGUGACCGAAGACAAGCGCAGCUUUGUGACUGAACCCGAGAAGCGCGGUUUCGUUACUGAGGAUAAGCGCAGCUUUGUUACGGAGCCCGAGAAACGUGGAUUUGUCACCGAGGAGAAACGCUCUUUUAUCACUGAGCCCCACAAGAGAGGCUUUGUCACUGAGGAGAAGCGUGCCUUCGUGACUGACGAGGACAUGGAGUAA